Molecule: messenger RNA, 4883 nt
Organism: Eubalaena glacialis (North Atlantic right whale)
Lineage: Eukaryota; Metazoa; Chordata; Mammalia; Artiodactyla; Balaenidae
Gene: KREMEN1
Product: kringle containing transmembrane protein 1
Exons: 9
Coding region: 114-1493 (459 amino acids)
Biological process (GO): multicellular organism development; Wnt signaling pathway
Cellular component (GO): plasma membrane
Source: RefSeq, a predicted model, not a curated record
GGCCGGGGCGGGGCCACGCUCGAGCCUAGCGUCCCGCUCCCAUGGCCGCCCCCGGCUCCGUGCGUUGCCCCUUCUCCCCCGGGCCGCGCCCCGGGGCCCCGCACUGACGGCCCAUGGCGCCGCCCGCCGCCCGCCUCGCCCUGCUCUCCGCCGCCGCGCUCACGCUGGCCGCCCGGCCCGCGCCCAGCCCCGGCCUCGGCCCCGGACCCGAAUGUUUCACAGCCAAUGGUGCAGAUUAUAGGGGAACGCAGAACUGGACAGCACUGCAAGGCGGGAAGCCAUGUCUGUUCUGGAACGAGACUUUCCAGCAUCCAUACAACACUCUGAAAUACCCCAACGGAGAGGGGGGCCUGGGCGAGCAUAACUACUGCAGAAACCCAGACGGCGAUGUGAGCCCCUGGUGCUACGUGGCGGAGCAUGAGGACGGUGUCUACUGGAAGUACUGUGAGAUUCCCGCCUGCCAGAUGCCUGGAAACCUUGGCUGCUACAAGGAUCAUGGAAACCCACCUCCUCUAACUGGCGCCAGUAAAACGUCUAACAGACUUACCAUACAAACCUGCAUCAGUUUUUGUCGGAGUCAAAGGUUCAAGUUUGCCGGGAUGGAGUCAGGCUAUGCUUGCUUCUGUGGAAACAGUCCUGAUUACUGGAAGUACGGGGAGGCAGCCAGUACUGAGUGCAACAGCGUCUGCUUCGGGGAUCACACCCAGCCCUGUGGGGGCGAUGGCAGGAUCAUCGUCUUUGACACUCUGGUCGGUGCCUGUGGUGGGAAUUACUCGGCCAUGACUUCCGUGGUCUAUUCCCCCGACUUUCCUGACGCGUAUGCCACAGGGAGGGUCUGCUACUGGACCAUCCGGGUCCCGGGAGCCUCCCACAUCUACUUCAACUUCGCCUUGUUUGACAUCCGGGAUUCCGCAGACAUGGUAGAGCUGCUGGACGGCUACACGCACCGCGUCCUGGUCCGUUUCAACGGGAGGAACCGCCCACCUUCGUCCUUUAACAUCUCUCUGGACUUUGUCAUCUUGUAUUUCUUCUCUGAUCGCAUCAAUCAGGCCCAGGGAUUUGCUGUCUUGUACCAAGCCGUCAAGGAAGACCCGCCACAGGAGAGGCCCACUGCCAACCAGACGCUGGCUGAGGUGAUCACGGAGCAGGCCAACCUCAGUGUCAGUGCUGCCCGGUCCUCCAAAGUCCUCUACGUCAUCACCACCAGCCCCAGCCACCCACCCCAGACCGUGCCAGGUAGAUGGACAGUGUAUGGCCUGGCAACGCUCCUUAUCCUCACAGUCACAGCCAUCAUAGCAAAGAUACUUCUGCACAUCACUUUCAAAUCCCAUCGUGUUCCUGCCUUAGGGGACCUUAGGGACUGUCAUCAACCAGGGACGUCGGGGGAAAUCUGGAGCAUUUUUUAUAAGCCUUCUACUUCGAUUUCCAUCUUUAAGAAGAAGCUCAAGGGUCAGAGUCAACAAGAUGACCGUAAUCCUCUUGUGAGUGACUAAAACCUGCCCCCUCCGUGCCCAGGACACGAGAUCCCUCUGAGCUCGAGGCCCCUGGGGACCACUUCUCCCGUGGUUUCGUUUGACUGACUCUUCCUGCCUCUCCCUCAGCCUCUUCUGGGGCACCGGCCAUAGGGGCAGCAUAGCUUGGAUUCGACCUGCUUCAUCACUGCACUUAGGAGAGAGACUCACGGUCCCACGGUCCGUGCCUCCUGCAUCUCUCUCUCUCUGAUCUAGGAACAGGGUGUCGGGACAGUGGGGCUGAGAUGACAGAGAUGGUUGUGUCCAGCACUGGGCUCAGGUACGUUCUAGACGACUGUCAGGUAGUGGGUAGGUAGUGCUGCUUCUCAGUUUUGUCCACACACAGAUCGCUUUCUCCUGGUCUUUAUGGUUUGGAACAGGCCAGGCAUAGAGAGUUCUGAGGCUGUCCUGGGGGUUGGCCCCCCAGAGCAUGACGGAAACCCACGUUCUGUGCUGACUCUGGGGCUCCAGGUGAGAAUGGGCCGCCUCCAGCCUGGGAGGGCCUGUCAUGUCAAACCUGACACCUUCACCAAUGGGCUUCUUUCUAUGGCUUCUUCUGCAGCUUGGUGACCAGCAGACAAGUUUGAGGGGUGGUCAUAGGAAACAUCCAUUCAUUUAUUCAUGCAGUAGACUUUACCGAAAGCUUUUCUAGGUGUCAGUAGCUCCUUGUUGGGCUGGAUUUGGUGACCUCUCCCCCAAGCAGCUCGUCCUGUGGAGCCUGAGCCAGGCCCCGUCUCGGGAUUCCUAAGCUGACUCUCAGUUCAGAACAGGGAGUGUAAACGUGGUUGAGCAUCCAGGAAGCAACGUGUGACACAGGGUGCCAGCAGUCCCUCCUUUAAGUGUCCCUUAUUUUAAGAGGAUGAAAAAUUCCCAAUGGCCUGUGCUCUCUGCGGCCUCCAUGCCUCUUCUUAUGGGGACAGGGUGGGCUUCGGAAUGGCUCAGUGGGGAAGGAGAGGCCUCUUGUCCCUGCUCCCACACCCUCUGCCCCCCAGAAGGGGAGGGGAGCCACAGAGUGGCAUACGGAGUGGGGAGGGAGGGUGUGGGAACGGGAGCCCCACUGAGGAAAGGCCUCCGAAGAUUGAGAGCUGCAGCUGCAGCGUCCGCGGGCGGUGGGAGUCAGUGCCAUCCCGUCCAGAAGCCCUGCCGACCCGUCCGAGAGCAGCCUCGUCCACAGCAGCCGGGAGGAGCACCUGGGACCCCGAAGGCCGGGCCUGGCCUCUGUCGGAGUGUGGCUCUCCCGCAGGCACUCGAGCCUUGGGCCUCAUUGUGCCUCUGGCCUCACAGGUUCCUUGUUUGGGGCACUUUGCCCCCCUCGCCGAGCCCCUGAGCUACUGCCUGCUGUGGCCUUCCCUAGGGUUCUCCACACCGGCAGACGUCUGCGCCCGGCUCCCAGAAAGACAGAGGGCCGCGUGGGGCCAGCUGGGAGGCGACACUGGCAACCAGGAGAGACGCUGGGAGCUGGCAGGGUGGGCGAGGGGCGUUUGGAGAGGGAAAUACCACGUGUCCACGGGAGAGUGGGGGCGCUGCCCCAGGCACCGGGUGAGGCUUUGAUCUGGAAAGGGCGGUUACCCUAAGCAGCUGUCUGCCGGCCCCAGGGUCUGGAGACAGGCCUGCUGAGUGCAAGGACCACUGGAAUAUACUGAUGUGUGCAGUCUCCCCUCCAAGCUAUUCCUGGCCUUUAUGGAAUCUCCUCUCAAACACAAGUGUCAGGUGUGUGCAGUCACAGAGGGCCCUGUGCUGUGAAUAGGUCCACGCAGCACAGAGGGAAUGUGGAAUCCCACCCGGGGGGGCGUCCAGCCGGCCGGGGGCAGUUGCUCGCAGCCAUGGGCUCCCUCUGAUCACUGGCCUUGGUGCAUCCUGUGGGCCCGCCUGCCCUCUUCACACUUCGUGACUUCAGGUCACGGUGUGUCUGAGCACCUGGAGCAGCCCUUUUUCAGAGACCCCAGAAGGGCUGUGACCCCAGUGUUGUCCUUCUUCCCACCCCAGGCACAGCCCAGCACCCUGGGACCCACUUACCAUCCCGGGAGCAGCCCCGGGAAUCCCAAACCGGCCUCAGGACAGCAUGGGGGGAGAGGGCCAUAAAUUGUCCCAGGCCAACCUCUGUAAGCGUGAUCCCCCAGAGGGCCCCCCGCGGCUAAGUAAACACCGGAGAUGUAAAUUGUCCCAGAAGAGGGGAGAUGUACACCCAGGAGCACCGAAGGAGGAAGCACUUGAUCUGCUAAGAAACCACUUUAGAGGCGAGAAAGUGGGGGUUGGAGGGGACUGGAAAGGGGUGACCCUGAGAAAAGGGUGAGGCUCCCCCUUUCUGGGCAUGAGCGAGGUAACCAGGUUGCUGUAACUUCUGAAGUGUGGGCUCUGGCUCAAGACUCCAGUCGACCAGAAACCGGCAACGCAACAAUCAAAGCACUCGCAAGCACAGCUGUCCUGGCCCUUAGGCUGAACCCAUGGAUGGGCACGCCUGGGCACGGCCCCACCCGCAUGGCCCAUCGUCAGCCCCAGGCAGGAGUGGCCUGACCUGCUCAGUGUCCGGCCAGGUCGUCCUGACACCAGCAGGGCAUGCAGCCUGUCACCAAGCCCCCAUGCUUCCUGGCACUUCAUAUUCCCUAGCACUUACAGGGGAACGGCCUCCGAGGUCCCAUCCCCUUGUCUGAUGAGCACCCCAGGCCUCCCGCAGAGCCGGGUGGCCCCCACUCUGUGGCCCGGUCAACUGCUGCCCUCUUGGGUUUCCAGUCUUCUCCUUGCUGUUUGAUGUCUGCUUUUGCUACCACCUUGGGAAUGUUUAACCUUUUGAUUGUUUUCCUCUGGUGUCUUUGUUUACCCUCCUCACUGUUCUACCUCCUGACCAGGGCUCUCAGCUUAGCUACCCUGGCGCGGGGUGUUUUUCAGACCUUCCAGCCGCAGCUGCCUCCCCUCAGGCUGGCUGGCCUGGGGGAUGGGCCUCACCCUCUGUUUGCAGACCCCAGGGGGCCCAUCUCCCAGGUUCCUGUCUUGCCAAGUUGAACAUAUUUAACGAGGCAGCAGUGGGGUGUGGAGGAAAGUCUGAGGUCAAUCUACUGCUUCAGAAAGGACGUAUCGUCAGGAGCACACGGUUGGGGGGCUGCCGCCGAGGGGUCCACACAGCGUCAGCACCUGCCCACAUCCAGACUCACCUUCCCGCAGGGAUCCUGACUUUGGAUGACAAGGCUUUAUUUGUAAAUAUGCUCUUAAUACACAACUUUGAGAAUAAAAUAGAAACAUCAUGUAUUUUAAAAUAUAAGAUGAAGUGUGACGCACUGUAUACAAUUUAAUAUAUAUUUUUAGGAUUGUUAUUUAAGAAAAUGGAAUGUAAUGGUACUUAACUUUUACAAAAGAGAGAAAGAUGUUAUUUUUACC